UUUGCUAAUUAGCGUUCCGCCGCACAUAUUACCAUGGCUGAAGAACAGGAACUACUCGACUACGGCAGUGACGAAGAAGUCGCUGUCGACAACAAGGCCAACGCCAAGGAGACCAAGAAGGGCCAUUACGUCGGCAUCCACAGUGCCGGCUUCAAGGACUUCUUGCUCAAGCCCGAAGCGUUGCGUGCCGUCGUGGACUGCGGGUUCGAACAUCCGUCUGAAGUGCAACACGAAUGCAUUCCUCAAGCUGUGCUCGGCAUGGACAUCAUUUGCCAAGCCAAGUCUGGGAUGGGCAAGACUGCCGUGUUCGUGUUGGCCACGUUGCAUCAAUUGGAACCAGUGGAGAACCAAAUCAGCGUCGUGGUCUUGUGCCACACCCGCGAACUUGCGUUCCAAAUCGCUCAUGAAUAUGAGCGAUUCAGCAAGUAUUUGCCCGACGUGAAGACGGCUGUGUUCUAUGGCGGCGUCCCCAUUGUGCAAAACCGCGAAACGUUGAAGAACAACCCUCCUCAUAUCGUGGUGGGCACUCCGGGCCGCGUCCUCGGCCUGAUCAAGGAAAAGACCUUGAAGCUGGACAAGGUCAAGCACUUCGUAAUGGAUGAAUGUGACAAGCUCUUGGAUGCCGUGGACAUGCGUCGCGAUGUGCAAGAAAUUUUCAAGUCGACGCCGCAUGACAAGCAAGUGAUGCUCUUCUCGGCCACGUUGAGCAAGGAAAUUCGCCCCGUGUGCCGCAAAUUUUGCCAAGACCCCAUGGAAAUCUACGUGGACGACGAAACCAAGCUGACGCUGCACGGCCUGCAACAAUACUUCAUCAAGCUUCAAGAGUCCGAGAAGAACCGCAAGUUGAACGACUUGUUGGAUGCCCUCGAAUUCAACCAAGUGGUGAUCUUCGUGUCCAAGAAGAACCGCGCCCGCGAAUUGAGCCGCCUGUUGAACGAGUGCAACUUCCCUUCGAUCUGCAUCACGUCCGACCUGCAGCAAGAAGAACGCAUCAAGCGCUACAAGAGCUUCAAGGACUUCCAAAAGCGUAUCUUGGUCACGACGGACUUGUUUGGUCGCGGCAUGGACAUUGAACGCGUCAACAUCGUCGUCAACUACGACUUCCCCAACGACUCGGACCAGUACCUGCAUCGCGUCGGGCGCGCCGGUCGUUUCGGGACCAAGGGGUUGUCCAUCAGCUUCAUCUCGUCCAACGAAGACUCGGACAUGCUCGCCAAGGUCCAAGCUCGGUUCGAAGUCAACAUCCCCGAACUGCCCGACCAAAUCGACAUUUCGACCUACAUGGCCACGUAAAUUUUGAUUCCUUGCACCUCUCGCGCCCAUGGCCUCCCUAAUCUUGAUAAUAUCCACAACCCCCUCCCCCGUUGGCCUGGUCAACAAACAUCCCUUGUAAAACUCCAUGACUGGUCCCAGUCCAAGAAGGUCCGCCGCCCCUGAAGCGGCCAACCUCCAUGCCAAGUGGCAGUUCCAUGUGUGUCCUACAGCUGUAGCAGCACAGAGCGUCCUAACGCCACGGAAUUGGCACUCGCCAUAUCUUGAGCUACCGGUAGUUUGUCUAAGCAGAACAGCUACAUACUUAGCCAAGGAUAUUACGACCUUUGGCAAUAUUAUUAUCCUCCCAAAGACACACACUCUGGCAUACUAAUCCCAUCAACUCCAUGAGAUAUGGUUUAAAAGACACACACUCUGGC
Aphanomyces astaci is the source of this 1691-nucleotide messenger RNA. Its product is annotated as DEAD-box ATP-dependent RNA helicase 15. Gene Ontology annotation, molecular function: RNA binding; ATP binding; RNA helicase activity. The transcript is spliced from 4 exons. The record is from RefSeq and is a predicted model, not a curated record. Lineage: Eukaryota; Oomycota; Saprolegniomycetes; Saprolegniales; Verrucalvaceae. Bases 34 to 1293 code for a protein of 419 amino acids.